CGAGGCCGGCGGGCGCCGCGCGCGGGGGCGGCCGGCAUCAUCAUGACAACAGAAAAGAGCCCAGCAGCUGACGCUGACAGCUCAGAGCAGCAGCAAGCCAAGGAGGAGGAAGGUGCUGCUGAAACACAGAAGCAAGAGGCUUCCCUGGAGGAAGGGGCUCAGCCAACACCAGAGAGGCAGCCCCAGAGGCAGAAGGCCUCCAACGGAGAAACCCCCACGCACGAGGAGCAGGGCAAGAAAGAACGUCGCGCCUCCGAGGGCCGAGGUCUCUCCCGCCUCUUUUCCUCCUUCCUCAGGAGGCCCAAGUCUCAGGUAUCCGAAGAGGACAAGGACACUGAUGCUCCUAAAGAGGCAGGAGGUGACCAGAAAGAUGCAGGAUUAGGAGCCAGCCCUGAUGAAGAUAUCUUGGUGAAAGCCCCGAUUGCAGCUCCUGAGCCCGAGCUCAAAACUGACCCAUCGCUGGAUCUCCAUUCCUUGAGCAGUGCAGAAACACAGCCUGCUCAAGAAGAGAGGAGGGACGACCAGGAGCCUUUGGGAAGAGACCUGGAGGACAGGGAAGAAGGAGAAGCAAAGCAAGAGGGUGCCAAGCCAGAACUGAAGCCAGAGUCUCUGGAGACUAAAGCAGACAAGGAUUUGAAAGCUGCCCCAAAAGUAGUGAAAAGACACAGGAACAUGUACUGCAAAGUUGUCUUGCUGGAUGACACCAUUUUUGAGUGUUCUGUGGAUAAACACACCAAGGGACAGGAUCUACUUAAAAAAGUCUGUGACCAUCUCAAUCUGCUGGAAGAAGACUACUUUGGUUUGGCCACAUGGGACACACCAACCUCCAGGACGUGGCUGGAUCCUGCCAAGGAAAUAAAAAAGCAGGUUCAUGGAGGCCCCUGGGAUUUUACCUUCAAUGUCAAGUUUUAUCCACCAGAUCCCGCCCAGCUGACAGAGGACAUCACCAGGUAUUACCUGUGUCUGCAGCUCAGACAGGACAUCCUGACAGGGCGGCUGCCCUGCUCCUUUGCCACCUUGGCUCUGCUGGGUUCCUACACUGUCCAGUCAGAGUUGGGAGACUAUGAUCCUGAUCUCCAUGGCCCAGAUUACAUCAGUGAAUUCAAACUGGCCCCAAACCAGACAAAAGAGCUUGAAGAAAAGGUUGUGGAACUCCAUAAAACAUAUAGAUCCAUGACUCCAGCCCAAGCAGACCUGGAAUUUCUUGAGAAUGCAAAAAAGCUGUCUAUGUAUGGAGUCGACCUUCACCAAGCCAAGGACUUGGAAGGAGUGGAUAUCACUCUGGGAGUCUGUUCCAGUGGCCUUCUUGUUUACAAAGAUAAACUGAGAAUCAACCGCUUCCCAUGGCCCAAAGUCCUGAAGAUUUCCUACAAACGCAGCAGCUUCUUCAUAAAGAUUCGGCCAGGGGAGCAAGAACAGUAUGAAAGUACAAUUGGAUUCAAGCUACCAAGUUACCGGGCAGCAAAGAAGCUCUGGAAAGUAUGUGUUGAACAUCACACCUUCUUCAGGCUGACUUCCACGGAGGCCAUCCCGAAGAGCAGGUUCCUGGCGCUGGGCUCCAAGUUCCGCUACAGCGGCCGCACGCAGGCGCAGACGCGGCAGGCGAGCGCCCUGAUCGACCGCCCCGCGCCCCAGUUCGAGCGCACGGCCAGCAAGAGAGCGUCCAGGAGCCUUGAUGGAGCUAAACGUGCGACUCAAAAAGUUGAGUUCAGAACCCUAGAGGAAGAGAAGCAGAAGGAGGUGGUGGUGGUUGAGGUUCCUGAACCAAAACCUGCGGAUCAGAUCCGAGAGAAGCCAGCCAAACACACUCUUGAAACUUUUGAAAUGAAACCCAUUGCAGAGGAGGAAGAGGAGGAGAAGGUAGAGGUCAUUAAGGCUCCUGUUGCCAAGCCAAAGUCAGUGGAGCUGGUGCAGCCGCGGUCAGCAGUGGCUGUGAUAACCCCAGAGCGGAGUCCCCGGCCUACCUCAGCCCCAGCCAUCGCUCAGAGCCACCCUGCAGAACCAGCCCCAGCUAAGUCCAGUGUGAAAGACGUGACAUCUAAAGUAGGAAAGGAAACAGCAAAAUCUGAUGUGAGACGUGAAGAAUUUCCCCUGGAGAAACCCGAGGAGCCAGUGGACGCCUCAAAGGUGAGGAAAACACAUAUUGAGGUCACAGUCCCCACCACGAAUGGUGCCCAGCCCCAGCAACAGCCUGCAGAAAAAGAGGAAGAGCUGAUAAGAAUGAGGAAGAAGAGAUCAAAGAGGCUAGAUGGUGAAAACAUUUAUAUCAGGCAUAGCAAUUUAAUGUUGGAGGAUCUAGAUAAGACCCAGGAGGAAAUAAAGAAGCACCAUGCCAACAUCAGUGAGCUGAAGAAGAACUUCAUGGAGUCCGUGCCCGAGCCUCGGCCGAGUGAGUGGGACAAACGUUUGUCCACCCACUCCCCGUUCCGCAGCCUCAACGUCAACGGGCAGAUCCCCACGGGAGCGGACGGAGUCAAGAAAGUCACUGUCCCAUCUUCUGAGAGACAGCCCCCGCUAGUGAAGACACAGACUGUCACCAUCUCUGACGUGUCCAGCGCCAUCAAAAGUGAAAUUCCCACAAAAGAAGUCCCUAUUGUCCACACAGAGACAAAGACCAUCACCUACGAAGCUGCACAGACAGAUGGUGGCAAUGGGGAUUUAGACCCUGGCAUCCUGCUGACUGCCCAGACCAUCACUUCAGAAACCACCAGCAGUACCACCACCACCCAGAUCACCAAGACUGUGAAAGGUGGCAUUUCAGAGACACGGAUUGAGAAGAGGAUUGUCAUCACGGGAGAUGCAGAUGUAGACCAUGACCAGGUCCUGGCACAGGCGAUCAAGGCUGCUAAGGAGCAGCACCCAGACAUGUCGGUGACCAAAGUGGUUGUGCACCAGGAGACAGAGAUUGCAGAGGAGUAAUUGGGCUGUGAAACGUUCCUGCCCAUGACAACACCAGGAAAAAGAAACCCAGCAAAACUACCAAGAAACUACCUGGAGCACAAAGACCUCGGAUUUCAGACUUGACACUCAGAGACAUUCAUAUCAUUUAUUAAGAGUUGCGCUUUGACAUUUUACUUGAGAUUUUUCUAGAGUCCACUAGAUCCUACCGGAUAUAGGGUUUUGUUUUGUUGGGUUUUUUUAUAUCUAUCGCGACAGAAAUAUGCCAUAUUUCUAACUUCUAAAAUAUUUCUAGUAUUUUUUACAGGUUUUCAGUUUUGCAUUCCCUCUCACGCAAAGCCUCUUCAGACACAGAAUCUCACCUCACAGGGCUCCCUGUUUUAACUUGUAUUCCCUCUCCCUCGUCAGGGAUAACGGAGCUGUUCCGUGCGCGUUCCCGGCGCGGGCUCUGUGUGCACCUUCACAAAGCCAUGGGUCCUUCUUCCAGGAGAGUCAGUUUAAAGAGUCAGACUUUGUGCAGCAUUUCCAAUUGCCUCUAGAUUAUUUUUGUAGCUCUGGGGAGCUCCAGCCCCGGUGCAACCCCUGGGCUGCUCUGAGCUCCCUCCCCGCUGGGUUCCAGCCCUGAUGUGUGAUCACAGUAGGGUUUUGUGGUGUAGCCUGUGCACACAUCUGAAUAGUUGACUAGAUUUAAGGAAUACUGGAAGUUGCUUCAAGUAUCUUAUACUGUGAAUUUUAGAGCUUUAAGAGGAUAGCAUCUCGCCUUCUUCCCGUGUGUCUCUGCUGAGUGCUCCCCACCUGUUUGUGUUUUCUAGAUGCCAUUACAUUAAAAAGCCCUUAGAAGUGUGUGUUUAAGGUGUUUGGACUCGGGAUGCUAUUAAGGUAGGCUUGUGCAGCAUUCACAGGAACUGAGCUUUUCAAUGUCAUAGUUUUUCACUUGUUUGUGUUCAUGAUUUUUAAAUUACGGAGGGGUUUUUUGGUUUUUUUUGUAAGUCAUGGGUUGGGUUUUUUUCCUCCCCUCACAGUGCUAUUUAAAGCUGAACACGUUACCCAUUUCUCAGAGCAUGUAUCCUACUAGCAUUUAAUUUAAACUCCUUUAGACAAUCCUUCCUAGGCCUGCAAGCUGUAUUUGGAGAGGCUGAACAAGGAAUUUUAGGAGGUGUCAGGUGUUGCUGAUUGUGAAAGAGCCAAACCACAUGGGAAGUGUUGACAUUCCCUCUUCCACACUGGCCUGCGGGUCUGGAUUUGCCUUCAUGACCCCCUUGCUGGAAGGAAGUAUCAGGGUGAUUGUCUAAAUCUUGAGGUUGAGCUUACAGACCCCCAGGGCCAUCUCCAGCACAGAGGGGAUGAUGCAAAAACAUGAUUUCAGGGGCUGGAUGUGCUCCCAUUUCUGCUCUCUAAGCUUCAUGGGAAUGUUCUUGCCUGGUUUGUCCUUCCACCACUUAAAUUCAAGAAGUAAAAAACCAACCAAGCGCUGUAAAGAGUCUGCCCAGACACUUGUGAACACUUUAGUCCACUUGAGGUUGUGAUUUUUUUUUUCAUGUAUAAAUAUACAUAUAUAUAUAUGUAUAUAUAGUGUGGCACAGUGGUAGCUGAGGGCAAGGAGUGCUCUGCUCCUCAGGAGAGGAUGGGAAAAAAAUGGCAAUAAAGAGAAAAGCUCUCCAGUUUUAAAUUUGAAUCAUGUAUUUCAGAAGUCACUGGAUUUAGCUCAGGCUGCAAUGACUGCACUGUUUAGCUGCAGCCAGCCCUGGAACUACACUGAGGCUGGUGCAGCUUCUCAGCUUCAGGUGCAAUUUUAAUUAAGCUAUCAGUAUUGAUUAGAGACUCUGCUGGAGCUGCUGGAUUUUGUCUGUCUUUGAGCCUUGCUGGCCCUGGUCCUGCUCAGCCUCCAGCCCUCCUGUGCCUCAGCUGCCUCUGGGCUGCUCUGGUGCAGGUUUCCCUCCUGGGACGCUCUGCCUCCCUCGGGCAUCCUGCUCUGGGGAUUGAGGGAGUCCUGGGCUCUGGUGCAGAGAUUAAGUCUUCCUAUCCAUGUCUGCAAAACCCUUCCUUAUUCUGCCACGCAGGCCCUGGCAGAGGCUCUGCUGUCCUCAGCUGCGUUGGGUAAUGCUUGCCUUAAACACCCAUCAUGCUGAGCACCCUCUGCCACUGCCCUUUUUCUGGAAAUUGAGUUCUUUGCCACUCAAUCCUUCCAUCUCAUUUGCAACAGACACCUGAAGAGUGAAGGGGCACAUGGAGCAGUGGCUGAGAGGAUUUCUGGGCUUUACCAGGCACAGCCAACAUGAUAAAUUAAGUUUGUCCGUAGCACUUAGAGGCACUUGGCUGUCAGGAGAGUUUAGGGGAAUGUGGUCCGUGGUGUUCCCUUGGGGUGUCCCGUGCCCUGAGCACGGUGAGUGGGACAAAACAGCCCAAGCAGGGAUUUCUGGGUGAGAAGCCUGCUGGCAGGAGAGCUGGUUCCUUUUCAAAAGGAUGUGCUCACUGUUGCUGCACAUGUCCCUUGUUAAAGGGCCUGUAGACUAGAACAACCCCAUUCUUUUUUCCUUGGAUUUUGGGUGGCUGUUUUCCAUUUUCACACUUGCCCCUGCUGAGUUCUUGCUUCUCCUGGAGUAAUUCAGACAAGUCCUGGCCUCAUGUGCCCUUUGCCAUCUCCUGCUGUGUAACCUCAGGGGUCUCCAGCCCCACUCCUGCCAACACAGUGCCCGAGCCCAGGAGCCUGGGAAGAAGAUGCAAGUUAAAAGCAGAAGAAGCUUCUCUCACCCUCAGCCAAGGCCAUGGUGGGGCUGCCCACUUCCCUUCUACCUCUGGUGGGAUUUAAAAUCCUUGGCUCUGAGCAUGCUGUGUCAGCUCUAGGGACAAACCAGCUAAGUAAGGUCUAUUUAUAUGAAUGUUCCCAGCUCUUCCCACUCCACAAAUUCACCCAGAGACUGUCUUGAUUGUAUAAUAUGCAUUAUAUGGAAGCUAUUUAUAUAUGAAUGAAUGUUUUUAUAGAAAGGAAGGCAAGGAGCUCUUGUUCUUCUCCAUUAAAUUGGAAUGGCAGCUCCGGUUGCCCAAUAGGAGUUCCUGACCAACAGAGAUGUGUUAGCAAAGGACUGACUGAUUUGAUUUUAAUAAACUGUGGUUUGCUGAUUUUCCUAAUUGUACAAUUACCUUAAGAGGUGGUAGUGUCCCAGCCUUAGAGAUGAAACUUGUAAAAAACAAAACAAAAAAAAUUAUUUAGUUGAGAAGAUGAAGGAGCUUUGUAAAAAUUUUUUAAGGCAAUUGUGAAUUGUCUAGGUUAGGCAUUUACAACUCUUUAUAAAAAUAGGAACUUUUAAAGUUGGCAAAACUUUCUAGAUCAACUAGUGAUGGGAGUUGUUAUUUUGGAUUUUCAUAGUGAAUCAAAGGGAAAGUUGCCAUAGUGUUUAGGCAGACCUAAGUAUUCAGUAUUGCUUCUUGUACUGCAUUUUUCAAUAAA
Messenger RNA from Melospiza georgiana, 6346 nucleotides. It is a transcript of the gene EPB41, whose product is annotated as erythrocyte membrane protein band 4.1. The record is from RefSeq and is a predicted model, not a curated record. Bases 43 to 2919 code for a protein of 958 amino acids. The transcript has 24 exons. Lineage: Eukaryota; Metazoa; Chordata; Aves; Passeriformes; Passerellidae. Gene Ontology annotation, molecular function: structural molecule activity; actin binding. Gene Ontology annotation, cellular component: cytoskeleton; plasma membrane. Gene Ontology annotation, biological process: cortical actin cytoskeleton organization.